Messenger RNA from Carassius carassius (crucian carp), 499 nucleotides. Its product is annotated as histone H2A-like. The transcript has a single exon. NCBI's taxonomy places the organism in Eukaryota, Metazoa, Chordata, Actinopteri, Cypriniformes, Cyprinidae. Gene Ontology annotation, cellular component: nucleosome. Gene Ontology annotation, molecular function: protein heterodimerization activity; structural constituent of chromatin; DNA binding. The record is from RefSeq and is a predicted model, not a curated record. Bases 45 to 431 code for a protein of 128 amino acids.
AUAUCUACACCAAUCUAUAGAUACACCCUUCUCUAAUUUCAAUAAUGAGUGGCAGAGGUAAAACCGGCGGCAAGGCCAGGGCGAAGGCUAAGACUCGUUCUUCCAGAGCAGGGCUGCAGUUCCCCGUCGGUCGUGUUCACAGACUUCUCCGCAAAGGGAACUACGGCGAGCGCGUUGGUGCCGGUGCCCCGGUGUAUCUGGCCGCUGUGCUCGAGUAUCUGACGGCUGAGAUCCUGGAGCUGGCUGGAAACGCCGCUCGGGACAACAAGAAGACCCGUAUCAUCCCCCGUCACCUGCAGCUGGCGGUGCGCAACGACGAGGAGCUCAACAAACUCCUGGGCGGAGUGACCAUCGCUCAGGGCGGCGUGCUGCCCAACAUCCAGGCCGUGCUGCUGCCCAAGAAGACCGAGAAACCCGCCAAAACCAAAUAAGUAGAUUAGAGUCAGUUUCUGGAACCCAAAGGCUCUUUUAAGAGCCACCCACUUUCUCUUCCAAGGAG